Messenger RNA from Pseudoliparis swirei, 1044 nucleotides. Its product is annotated as free fatty acid receptor 3. NCBI's taxonomy places the organism in Eukaryota, Metazoa, Chordata, Actinopteri, Perciformes, Liparidae. Gene Ontology annotation, molecular function: bioactive lipid receptor activity. Gene Ontology annotation, biological process: positive regulation of insulin secretion; positive regulation of calcium ion transport; positive regulation of cytosolic calcium ion concentration. The coding region runs from base 1 to 1044 and encodes 347 amino acids. Gene Ontology annotation, cellular component: plasma membrane. The transcript has a single exon. The record is from RefSeq and is a predicted model, not a curated record.
AUGGUGAAUCGGAGCCGGCUCUUCCCGUUGGCCGAACUCCCCGGCGCCGCCGCCGUGCGGCUGCCCUUCAAGGAUUGCGUCGCCCUCGCCGUCUACGUCUUCACCUUCCUGCUGGGCCUCCCCGCCAACGCGCUGGUGCUGGCGGUGUACGCGCGCAAGGCCCGCAAGCGCGGCGCCACGCCCAACGUGGUCUACGCGCUCAACCUCUGCGCCGCCAACCUGGCGCUGGUGGCCUGGCUGCCCGUCAAGGCCCUGGAGACGCUGGUCCAGGACUGGAGGCUGCCGGCGCCCGUGUGCCCCGUCUACAGCUUCUUCCUCUUCUCCUCGCUGUACGCCAGCUGCCUCUUCAUCACCGCCGUGACGGUGGGGCGCUACCUCAGCAUCGCCUUCCCCAUCGUCUACAAGAGGUACCGCCGCGCCCGCAUCUCCUGCUUCAUCAGCGCCGCCCUGUGGCUCGUGGUGCUCCUCCACCUCGGCUUCGCCCUGGUGGCGGAGGGCGGGGCCAACUUCGUCUCCGUGAAGGACGACGCCGCCGUCUGCUACGAGCGCUUCAACGCCUCCCAGCUGGCGGUGCUGCUGCCGCUGCGCCUGGAGAUGUCCGUGGUGUUGUUCGUCGGGCCUCUCCUCGUGACGUCCUUCUGCACGCUGCGCUGCGUCACGCUGGUGUGGCGCUCCAACCUGCGGCCCGCCGGGAAGAGGAGGGUCCUGACGGUGGCGCUGACCACGCUGGCGGUGUUCGUGGCGUGCUACGCGCCCUACAACGCCUCGCACAUCGUGGGCUUCGCGCUGCGGGCCAACGUGGAGUGGAGGACGUACGCCAUGCUGACGAGCUCCUUCAACGUGUUCCUGGAGCCCGUGGUCAUGAUGAUGCUGUCGCCGGCGUGGUCGAGGGGCGUCGCCGGGAGGGUGUGCGGACGGCAGAGCCGGCUGAGCCACAACGAGGGGUGUCGGCAUCGGUGCGACUGCACCAACGGGGCCGCGGCGGCCGCCAGGGCCAGGAGGAGCCAGGCGGAGGCCGAGGUGACGAAAGAAAGCCAGGAGUGA